CCACUGCUGUAGUUCACACAAGCAGGAGGAGAUUUGCUUGAAGAUAUACUGAAACCUGAACCCAGGCUGGUCUCUUUGCUAGCCAGUGCUUCACAGCUGUCAACCUGAGUUGCAAGUAGCAGCUACUGUAAGUGGCUGCUGUGCACUAUGAAGAAUUUUUCAUUUCCUAUGCAGGAUAACACACAUCAGACCGAGAGUCCUUCUCCUCACAGAUUCCUGAGUUUGACAAAUCAGUCAGAUCCUGUUGGAAGACCAGAAAGAGAUGAGCAAUUAGCUCAAGUAGAGAUUGCUGUACUGGGGGUCAUAUUUUUGACAGCAUCUAUGGGCAAUUUUAUUCUCAUACUGGUGCUGUGGCGAAGAAGAAGGAAGCUCUCUAGGAUGUACGUGUUCAUGCUUCACCUCAGCAUCGCUGACUUAGUGGUAGCUUUUUUCCAAGUGCUGCCUCAACUCAUAUGGGAUAUUACAGAUGUUUUCAUAGGGCCAGAUUUCUUGUGCAGAAGUAUCAAGUAUCUACAAUUGCUGGGCAUGUUUGCCUCUACUUAUAUGAUAGUGGUCAUGACGGUGGACAGAUAUCAAGCAGUUUGCUACCCUAUGGUCACUUUCCAAAAGAAGAGAGCUCUCUGGAACAUCCCCAUUUGCACCAGCUGGUCUAUAUCACUGAUUCUUAGCCUACCACAGGUAUUUAUCUUUUCUAAGACUGAAAUAUCUCCAGGUGUCUUUGAAUGUUGGGGUGAAUUUAUUCAGCCAUGGGGCCCAAGGGCAUAUGUGACUUGGAUUUUUGUAGUUAUAUUCUUCAUUCCCUCAGCCAUCCUCAUCACGUGCCAGGUUAACAUUUGCAGAAAAAUCAAAAGAAAUAUGUAUGUCAAAAACCAGAAUGAAUAUGAAGUAACAAAUCAGAAGCAAGUCCUGCCAUCCCGAGCAAGCAAUGUGAACUGUAUUUCAAAGGCUAUGAUCAAGACUGUAAAAAUGACAGUGGUGACAGUUGUUGCAUAUGUUCUCUGUUGGUCACCUUUCUUCAUUGCACAGCUGUGGUCUGUGUGGUUCCCCAGUGUUGUGACAGAAGGUUCGGCAUUCACCAUUAUCAUGCUCCUUGGCAAUUUAAAUAGCUGUACCAAUCCCUGGAUUUACAUGUAUUUUUGUGGCCACAUUCCAUAUUGCACAAAUAAGCAGCUGGAGAACACCUCGGCUAAAGAGGAAUCGGUGAUCACGGGGAGCAUUCAUCUCGUAGACAGAGACCCUGGGGAAAACAGUACUGCUGCAUAA
Nestor notabilis (Kea) is the source of this 1263-nucleotide messenger RNA. Its product is annotated as [Arg8]-vasotocin receptor-like. Gene Ontology annotation, cellular component: membrane. Gene Ontology annotation, molecular function: peptide binding; vasopressin receptor activity. Gene Ontology annotation, biological process: positive regulation of vasoconstriction; G protein-coupled receptor signaling pathway; regulation of systemic arterial blood pressure by vasopressin. The transcript has 2 exons. Bases 148 to 1263 code for a protein of 371 amino acids. The record is from RefSeq and is a predicted model, not a curated record. Lineage: Eukaryota; Metazoa; Chordata; Aves; Psittaciformes; Psittacidae.